Molecule: messenger RNA, 2349 nt
Organism: Didymodactylos carnosus
Lineage: Eukaryota; Metazoa; Rotifera; Eurotatoria; Philodinida; Philodinidae
Source: the annotation of a GenBank genome assembly
AUGGAAUCUUCCAGACAAAUUCUUAAUUUUAAUCAAGCCUGGCGUUUUCAUCGAAUCGACGAUCCCAACGAAAAACAAGAUAAUUAUCAUUUGAGACAGUUUGAUGAUUUGAAUUGGGAGUUGGUAAACAUACCCCACACGGUUCGUCUCGUUCCAUACAAUGGAAGUGGUGGAACGAAUUUUCAAGGUCUUUGUUGGUAUCGAAAACAUUUUCAGUUGGAAACAGAAUGGAAGGAACGCAAAAAAAAACUGUUUAUAGAAUUUGAAGGAUUAAUGCAAGUUGCCGAUGUUUGGCUGAAUGAUCAGUUCUUGAUGACACAUUACGGUGGCUAUCUACCGUGCUUAAUAGACAUAACAGAUUUUGUUCAAUUUGAUAAUUUAAUUGCCGUUCGUUUGGAUAAUCGAAAUCAACCGCUUGUUCCUCCGGGGAAACCGCAACAAGAAUUGGACUUUACGUAUGCUGGUGGCCUCUAUAGAAAUGUUCACUUUCUCGUUUUAAAUCGACUUCAUAUAACAAACGAACUUGAAACUAAAGACAGCGGAAUAUUCGUUUCGUUUCAACAAGUCAGUCAUGAAUCAGCCACAAUAGAAAUUAACACUAAUGUUCAUAAUGAGUUCGCGCAACAAACGGAAAUUUGUCAUUUGACACAUGAACUAAUCGAUUCACAAGGUCAAAUUGUUGUGACUAUUUCAUCCGAACCGCUUCCAAUUAAGCCAAAUGCUACUAUGACAUUUACUCUGGAAAUGAACGUAAGAAAUCCUCAGCUGUGGCAUCCCGAACAUCCCUACCUAUAUACACUUCUAACUCGAGUCUUCGAUGACAGUUCUAACUUCGUACUCGAUGAUCUUUCAAUUCAAAUUGGUAUUCGCACGAUUCAAUUCCAACUGGAUGGACUGUACAUAAACUCAGAGAAAUUCUUUUCCUUCGGGAUAAAUCAUCAUCAAGAUAAUUUAUAUGUUGGAAAUGCCGUCUGUGAUUCAGAACAUUAUCGAGAUGUCAUGAAACUUCGUCAAGCUGGAAUGACUUCGUUUCGUUCACAUUAUCCACAUGCGCGGGCAUUCAUGGACGCCUGUGAUCAACUGGGCAUUCUCUGUAUUGUAUCAACGCCUGGAUGGCAAUAUUUCAACGAAGAUCAAGUGUUUCUAGCCCGAUGCUAUCAGAAUACACGGGAAAUGAUUCGACUAAAUCGAAAUCGACCGUCUAUAAUACUAUGGGAGAUUGCACUGAAUGAAACAUCGUAUAAUGAAGAAUAUGCUCGAACUUCGUAUCAAAUUGCUCAUGAUGAGUAUCCAUUAGGAGAUAAGUGUUAUGCAUCAGGUGAUGCCCGAAUGCCAUAUCAACGAACUGAUCCCAUAUUUGAUGUCAUUUAUUUUGAAACACAGUUCCCUCUUCCCGAGAAUAAGAGACCAAUGUGGUGGCGAGAGUUCGGUGAUGCGUGGGAUUUGAACUGGACAGAUCAGGUGGCUGAUAAUCGAGUUAAAAGAGAGUGGGGUGAACAUGCCAUGCUGUUACAAGCUAAAAGGCAUCAACAAUCACUCAGCAAGGUAAUGAACACAUCGAACCCAUCAGUUUGUGGCUGUGGUCUUUGGGCUGGAAUUGAUUGCGAUCGUGGUUACCAUCCAAUGCCAUUUCUCGGUGGUAUUCUGGACAAAUGUCGUUUGCCAAAAUUUUCUUAUUACAUGUUCAAGAGUCAAACAUUCGAUCCGAAAAUGGUUUUCAUUGCAAAUUUAAUGACUCGUUAUUCGCCAAGAGAUGUAACUGUUUUCAGUAAUUGUGAAGCUGUGCAGUUGUUUCGAGAUGAUGGCGAGGGGAAGGGAUGGAUUUUGGUUGGAGAACAAAAAGUUGUCAGUGAUGGAAAUUUGCCCCAUCUACCUGCUGUAUUUGAAAGUGCUUAUGAUCAGUGUGAUCAACGUCGUCUAAAAGCAAACGGUCUUGUUGAUGAAGAAGUUGUUUGUGAACACGUGAUUACGUCACCGGGUGUUGCUCGAGCUUUGGUUUUGACUGUCGAUGAUUGUGGACGAUACUUAACAGCUGAUGGAUCGGAUUUUAUUCGAGUUUAUGCAACGAUCAUCGAUGAGAAACAGAGCACAGUUCCAUUUAAUGACUGCUCGAUCAGUUACACAGUUCAAGGAGUCGGUACAAUUUUGGGAGACAGAGCGGGAAUUGAAGCAAAUCCGGUUAGAUCAGAACUAGGAAUAGCAACUGCACUUAUUCAGACUACAUUAGUCCCAGGUAAAAUUAUAGUCACAGCUAGCGCACAAGGACUGAAAAAGGCAACAUUGGAAUUUGAAUCUGUACAGUUGAAACAAAAAACUGUAAAAGGCAGAGAUUUGUUUGAAAUUUUAUAA